Colletes gigas is the source of this 4346-nucleotide messenger RNA. Its product is annotated as pyrokinin-1 receptor-like. Gene Ontology annotation, cellular component: plasma membrane. Gene Ontology annotation, biological process: neuropeptide signaling pathway. The record is from RefSeq and is a predicted model, not a curated record. NCBI's taxonomy places the organism in Eukaryota, Metazoa, Arthropoda, Insecta, Hymenoptera, Colletidae. Gene Ontology annotation, molecular function: neuromedin U receptor activity. The transcript is spliced from 3 exons. Bases 341 to 1999 code for a protein of 552 amino acids.
CGUCGUAGGUCGCGCCGGUGGCAUCCUCAGUCGUGAUUCGCGCGGCGCCCGUGACGGUUCGACGAUCCCCCGUGUGAUCCCAUACGUAAUUUAAAAAAUCACCGGGUGUCAUCGAAUCCCUGUGUCACCGUGCCCAACAACAACAGCGUUUCGUUUCGCGAAACUGAAAAAACCAGUUCGCGUGGAAACCGGUAGCCGCGUGCCCUGGCCCUUAAAUGGACCGAACGAGUUGUCUCGCCCCUCCCGAGGACCGCCAUCCUACGGCCACCGAACGAUCCCUCAAUCAGUGUCCAAGAUAAUAUGAUCAAUCGAUGACUAUCCGCGCGAGCAAACAAUCAAUAUGAUCGAAGGCGAGAUAGAACUCACCACUAUGGACUUCCUAGGCAUGAUGACCACCGAUCUGAGCAGCGAGUCCAUCUACGACUUGAAGGAAUUCGACAGCUAUCGCAAUAGGCUCGAGAACCCGGUGAAGAAGGUCCAACAGAUGCCUUCUCGCAGAGACUCGCUCUACAUAGUCGUCCCAGUGACCAUCAUCUACGUGACGAUCUUUGUGACCGGUCUGAUCGGCAACAUCAGCACGUGCAUCGUGAUCGCGCGCAACAAGUCGAUGCACACAGCGACCAACUACUAUCUAUUCAGUCUGGCGGUGUCGGACCUGUUGCUGCUGGUCUCCGGCCUGCCAGGGGAGAUCUACUUAGUCUGGUGCAAGUACUGCUACAUAUUCAGCGAGAGAUUCUGCAUUUUGCGUGGCCUGGCGGCGGAGACGUCGACCAACGCGUCGGUGCUCACCAUCACCGCGUUCACCAUCGAGAGAUACGUGGCCAUUUGUCAUCCUUUCCUCGCCCACACCAUGUCCAAGCUGUCCAGGGUGGUAAAGCUGAUCCUGAUCGUGUGGCUGGUGGCACUGUCGUUUGCACUGCCCCAGGCCCUACAGUUCGGCAUCGUCGAACACGAGGUAGACCCUACUAUGGUGAUGUGCACCUUGAAGAGGACCUUGGUGAGGUACUCGUUCCAGCUGUCCACCAUAUUCUUCCUCGUGGUGCCAAUGAGCCUAAUCACUGUGCUCUACAUCCUCAUCGGGCUGAAGCUCAAGAAGUCGAACAUGAUGAAGAGGAGACCUGGCAGGGAGGAGGGCGGAAGCUGCAAGCAUCAGCCUGGCAGGUCGUCCAGGAGAGUCGUGAAGAUGCUCGUCGCGGUGGUGAUAGCAUUCUUCGUCUGCUGGGCGCCAUUUCACGUGCAACGACUGGUCUACAUAUACGGUACGAAACCAGACCGUAUAUCCUCGAACAGCAUAUGGAUAGAGAACUUCCAUCUUCUCAUGACCUACAUAUCUGGCGUUUUCUACUACGUGUCCACGACGAUUAACCCUAUUCUCUACAACAUCAUGUCCAACAAAUUCCGCGUUGCUUUCAUGGAAACACUGUGGAAGGGCUGCAGGCUCCCAGGUAUGGCGCUUCGAAACGGUCAACGUUCCUACUCCAGUCUAUCCAAAUCCCAGCCAAGGAUGAUGGGCACCUACAGCUCCAGGACAGCUGCUACGGCAGGCACUGCGCUGCCUCGCGAGAGCACGGAUUGUUCCGGGAAUUCUGGCCGGGACGAUGGCCCGAAGCAGACCACCUCGUUGAUGGAACAGACGACGACGAAGGCUCGGAAAACCGAGAAGAAACUGACGGAAUCGAACGGUAGGGAGAUCAGAGACACGAAGAUAGUCGAUGACGUCCGCAAUAAGGGCUCUUUCAGGGAUCGGAAGAACGAGGAUUCGAGAAGGUCUGUGCCAGCCAAAUACACGACGGUGAAAGUAUCGAGCGUCGACGGUUCCGGAAAGAAAUGGUGGCGACUGUUAAAGUGGUAUCCUGGUCUAGAGUCUUUGAAGCUUGCCAGAAGGACCACCUACACCGUACCGGAAAAUCGCAUUCUGGGGACCAACGAGCUCCGACGGGAGGAAUUCUCGAUGACCAUGUGCAAUGUGCACGAGGCGAACGAUGAGAGGCCCGCUUGAAGGGUGAUCCGUGGCCUAAACAAACAGGUUUAAUUAGUAGCGGACGAGCAAGGUUUGGUAUUACAUACGUGACACGGAAACGGUAAUGAACAGUAAUGAAGUCUCGCAUUUGACGCGGUACUAAACGACCCACUCGUUUCAUGCGAAAUGAUGCAAAGAGGGCAUUGUAAACUGGGCUGACAUCUCGAGUGAAAUGACCGAAUCAUUAGAGAGGAAAUGCAGGAGAUCCUUACGUGACGUCGAAUGAAUCUAGUUUAAGUAACGGAGGCAUUUCAUUUUUCAAUGUGAAUAACUAGACUAUCGAGUUGUCACGUAUGAAAUGAGCUUGCCCAUAUUCUAAAACCGAGUCUGCUGUAUAUUUGACAAAUUUAAACCUGUCCAAGUGACUCCGACAUGGUAGAGAUCUAGCCUGUACAUAACAACACCUAAUUCCGCCGUACCCUAACCUAACCAAGCGUAGAGAGUAUUAAAUCAUACUCUAGACUAAUCGACCUAACCACAUCCAACCCAGAUUUAAGUUUAAGUUGUAUUUAAGAAUCCAAAUCAAACUCAGAGCUAACCAACCUUACUCCUUGGCCCCACCAAUCGUAACCUAAAACUCAACAUGCAGGUAAAGCAACAGAGCAAUCGUUUCAAAACUUUCUUGAUUUCGGAAACUAAUCCCUAGGAACAGCUUCCAUAAAUUCCAUAAAUAUCAAAACAUUUAUUAACUUAUACUAAAGAAUAUUAAAUGGUUAAAUGGAAUUCAAGAAGCAGAGAGUCAAAGAAUUCUAUCACAGCGCCCUCCUCCCACCCCAAUGGGUAAAAUCGUUUUGCGAAUUAAUGGGAUUAGAGGUUAGUCGAAAACUUUCCGGGUGUUUUUGCGAGGACGUGACGCCAACCGUAAAACGCGUUAAUCCGAAUAAAUUGCCGGGAAUCACGAACCAUAGUGUACAUUGAAAGUUUUAACGGAGGAAUUCCUGGGGGUUUAGCCUUGGACCGAUUCGACAUCAACAAGACUGAUCCUUAUCAAUCAUAAUUAUUACGAAAAAAAUGAAUCCUGUUCGCUGAGUUUUCAAUGGUCGUCCAAAAAGAGAUAAAGCUCCCUGGUAUUAAAGUCGCUGACACGUAGACACGUCUAGGGCAGCCCUUACGAUAUAAUGCCCUUUUCCCUGUCUUGACACAGUCCUACUGUUCGUAUUUCGUUGCUGUAUCCACUAUUAGAGGCCAGUAGUGUGUUUAAAAAUAAAAUAUUAAACGAAACACACAGUCCUCUCGUUUCUUCUAAUAAAUGGCGUUUAAUUUUUGUUUAAUUGUACACAUUAGCUCUAUUGUUACUGUUUGGUAUUGGUUGGAUCCAAUAGUUUCGAAUGAACAUUGGACCAAACAGUAGUUGUCCUCCCUACUACUAACACCGCCAGUGGAGAAACAAAGAAACAGAAUAUGAUACAUAUCUCCUGCCAGAUCCGGUAGAAUAAUUGUAUUUCAUCGUUUCUCCGACGGAAGCGCUAAUAGUAGAGGAGGACUAUUUUGUUGGUCCAGUGAACGUGUCGAGAACAAUAUGGAGGCCCCGUAUGAUGUGUAAGUAUGCUUCUUCCAUUGUAAAACAUGGAAAUUUCGAAUUAUGUACUGUAUAUGAGUAGGCAGUAAAUUGAACAGAGGUACGAGAAAUGCGAAAUGCUUGGAAAUAUAUUCGUAUCAGGUUUACGGUGAUGCGCGUUGAUCAUAGUCUUCUGUACCCUUUACUGAACCGUACAAAUUCGAGAUAAGAAAGCUCGUUGCUUCCUGCACCGACAAACUAAAUUCACUGAACGAUAUAUUCUGUAUAUACACACACAAAAUUUGUCAAACACAAGGUGUAUCGAAUCCUCACUGGCGGCCAUUUUAUACCGACUGCUGGCAACUCUGCCCGCAGUCUAUAAAGGACCGACAGGACAAGCAAGUUGAAUCUUAAAUCCGAUCAAACUGAAAUCUACUCGAGAACUCGCGCAGAGAUUAGUGAGUUGUUAUUUAAUUGUAUCCCGUAAUGGGAGAAAAUGUACAUAAAAUGGUUGGAAAUCUGAUUUCUAGGUUAAGUUUAAUCUUUGAUAGUUGUUAACGGUGCCCAGGACACGUUAUUGGCGUAGAGAAUAUUUUAUGUACGUCUCUGUAUGUUGCUAAAAUAGAAAAGUGUAUAUACGUCGAACGACAAUGGAGAACUGUCGAUCUUAUUGGAGUCAUAGAUAUCAUCGCCAUGCUACUGUAGAGAGAUCCAACGCGGAAGAGAAGCAAUCUGGAGAAUGUGAUAUUAUUCAUUGUGUAAUUGUUAGAAGCGUAUAAUAUCGUAUGCAAUUAUCUUAUACGUAACUGUUUGCUUAGAUUCAUUCUA